Molecule: messenger RNA, 2070 nt
Organism: Tricharina praecox
Lineage: Eukaryota; Fungi; Ascomycota; Pezizomycetes; Pezizales; Pyronemataceae
Product: Glucanosyltransferase-domain-containing protein
Exons: 6
Coding region: 399-1706 (435 amino acids)
Biological process (GO): fungal-type cell wall (1->3)-beta-D-glucan biosynthetic process
Cellular component (GO): fungal-type cell wall; cytoplasm
Molecular function (GO): 1,3-beta-glucanosyltransferase activity
Source: RefSeq, a predicted model, not a curated record
CACCUCCCUUAUCGGGGGUUGAUAUGCUGGCAGGGGUGGCAUGCGAGAAAGAAGAAGAGCUGAGCGAGAAGAGCGAGCAGAAGCAGCAGCAAUGCAGCAUGUCAUCUUAAACACUUUAUGAAGGCCGACACUCACUUGCUUGACUUGGCUGACUGCACUCGUCCGUCCCUCCGCCGGGCUAUAUCACUGUCCCACCUCCCCUUGCUCCUCUUCCCUUCUUCCUUCCUUCUUCUUCAUACUUCCUUCGCUCCUCCUCCCCUCCGCAAAUCAAUCGUUUUCUCUUGCUCUCUGUCCCCCAUCUCCUUGCCAGUCAUUCGUUUUGCUGGCUCGUCUUCUGUUUGAAUAAUACAGCCCGCGCUACCUAAUCUCUAAAUCCGAAUCCCCAGACGUCGAUCGUGAUGCGUGGAAUCCUCUCGUUGGCCGCGGCCGUUGCCAUGCUCGGAUCCGCAAGUGCUGCUCUCGAUCCCGUCACCGUCAAGGGAAAUGCCUUCUUCGUCGGUGAUGAGCGUUUCUACAUCCGUGGUGUCGACUACCAGCCCGGUGGACAGUCCAACCUGAUGGAUCCCAUUGCCAACUUGGAGGAUUGCCAGCGUGACAUCCCACUCUUCAAGGAGCUCGGUCUCAAUGCCAUCCGUAUCUACACUGUCGACAACUCUGCCGAUCACGACGAGUGCAUGAAGGAGCUCGAUGAUGCUGGCAUCUAUCUGUUGUUGGAUGUCAACACCCCCACCAUCUCCAUCAACCGUGCCGACCCUGCUGCUACCUACAACGAGAAAUACCUGCAGCACGUCUUUGCUACCAUCGAUGUCUUCUCCAAGUACGACAACACCCUGGCCUUCUUCUCGGCCAACGAGGUCGUCAACGAUGUCGACACCACCGGUGCCGCUACCUACGUCAAGGCUGUGACCAGGGACAUGCGCAAGUACAUCAAGGAGCGCAAGCUCAGGUCCAUCCCUGUUGGCUACAGUGCCGCCGAUGUUGCCGAGAAUCGUAUGGAGGUGGCCAAGUACCUCAACUGCGGAGACGACGAGGAUGCCAGGAGUGACUUCUUUGCUGUCAACGACUACUCGUGGUGCGGUGACUCGUCGUUCACCACCUCCAACUGGAACGAGAAGGUCGAGAACUACACCGACUACUCGAUCCCCAUCUUCCUGUCGGAGUACGGCUGCAACGUUCCUUCCCCGCGCAAGUUCGGCGAGGUUACGACCCUUUACAGUGACAAGAUGUCGCCCGUCUUCUCCGGUGGCCUCGUCUUUGAGUACUCGCAGGAGCCCAACAACUUUGGACUCGUCGAGAUCUCGGACGAUCGUGCAUCCGUCGACAAGCUCGGUGAUUUCGAGGCUCUGAAGGAGCAGUUUUCCAAGGCCAAGAACCCCUCCGGUGACGGUGGGUUCCAGGAAGGUCUCGACGUCUCAGAGUGCCCCGGCUUUGUUCAGGGCCGAUGGGAAGCCAACAACACCCUCCCCACCCUGCCGUCGGCUGCUCAGAAGUACUACACUGAGGGUGCUGGCAAACCUCUGGGUGACCAGAACCUGAUGGCUGGUGGUACCACUACUGGCAGCGCUUCCGGUACCAGCAGUGCUAAGCCUUCCGGAACCGGCUCGGGCGACACGAACGCCGCCCCCAGCGACCGUUCCUUCUCGGCCGUCGUUCUUGCAUGCAUCGUCGGAGCUUCGACCCUCGCUGGCGCCAUGUUUGUGAUGUAAGGGGGAGGACAGUGGUGAUGAUGGAUUGACGUUAAUACGAAGGAUGGGACGAUUCUCGGUGAUUCAAAUUUUUUUUUUUUUGCGACGCUAUUCUGUUGUGUGUGAAAAGUAUUGGGGUUUUCUUUACGGUUUAUGAGGAAGAGGGAGAGAGGAGUAUAUCCACUUGUGUAUCGAUACCUGAGUCUUAAGUGUACUCUUUACUACUGGAACCAGCUUUGAGCGGGAGUCUUUUUGUUUUUUUACCCCCAUUACAGUAUGAUAUAGUACAUAGGACAGAGGAGGUUAUGGAAUAGAAGAGAGAAACUGUAUGCUUAUUUGUGGUUUUCUAUGCUUAUUUUGUGGUUUGCUUGUGCCUGAAGACUGG